AUUUGGUUCAGUUUAUUUGUAAACAUGAAAUUCGUGUAUCUGUUUUUGGUACUGUUUGGUGUGGUAUUGUGUGAGCAGUACACAACGAAGUUUGACAAUAUAAAUAUUGAUGAAAUUUUGGGCAGCGAUAGAUUGUUGAAUAAUUAUUUCAACUGUCUUUUGAAUAAGGGGCCGUGUUCACCGGAUGGAGAUGAAUUAAAAAAAGUCCUUCCAGACGCGAUCCAAACCAACUGUGCCAAAUGCAGCGACAAGCAGAAGGAAUCUGUCAAAAAAAUUAUCAAAUUCUUAGUAGAGAAAAAACCCGACAUGUGGAAAGAUUUAACAGGGAAGUACGACCCUGAAGGAAUAUACUUUGAAAAAUAUAAAAGCGAACUUGGUUUGUAAACUGGUUUUAAUGGUCAUGAACGCAUAAUCAUGUGCAAAAUUAUACAUAUGUAUUAUUAAAAUUUACUUGUUACUUGGAAUAAACUUUUUUUUUAAUGAGCAAAA
Messenger RNA from Zophobas morio, 489 nucleotides. RefSeq names its product ejaculatory bulb-specific protein 3-like (gene Csp19). The record is from RefSeq and is a predicted model, not a curated record. The transcript has 2 exons. Lineage: Eukaryota; Metazoa; Arthropoda; Insecta; Coleoptera; Tenebrionidae. Bases 25 to 384 code for a protein of 119 amino acids.